This is a messenger RNA of Plasmodium gonderi, 780 nucleotides long. Its product is annotated as TATA-box binding protein. Gene Ontology annotation, molecular function: RNA polymerase II general transcription initiation factor activity; DNA binding. Lineage: Eukaryota; Apicomplexa; Aconoidasida; Haemosporida; Plasmodiidae. The transcript has a single exon. Gene Ontology annotation, biological process: DNA-templated transcription initiation. The coding region runs from base 1 to 780 and encodes 259 amino acids. The record is from RefSeq and is a predicted model, not a curated record.
AUGAACAUCAACAUCAGUUGUGAUUUGGGUGAUCCAAGUACACUUCUCCGGGAUGACGAGGUGAGUGAAAAGAGUAUGAAGGAAUUUUUAGAUGAGAAUGACAUAUUCGAAGGGCACUGUCAGGGGAAUGACAUAUUAGAAAGGUACAAUCUGGGGUGUGAGAAAGGCGCAAAUUUAGAAAUAGAUGAAGUUGCAUCAGAAAAGCAAUCAAAGAAUAAACUAGUGCAUAAAAAUAUAACAUUAAACAUACAUAACAUAAUAGCAUCAGCCAACGUGUGUACAGAAGUUGAUUUAAGGCUAAUAGCUAUUUCUAUACGAAAUGCAGAAUAUAACCCAAGUAAAAUAAAUACACUGAUUGUUCGAUUGAACAAACCAAAAUGUACAGCUUUAAUUUUUAAAAAUGGCAGAAUCAUGUUGACAGGAACAAAGACAAAAGGUGAAGCGAUACAUGGAUGCAAAAAAAUUGGAAAAAUAAUUAAAAUUGUAACAAAUGAAUAUGUAAAAUUGGAAGGAUUCAAAAUUGAAAACAUUAUUGCUAGCGCUGAUUGUAACAUGCCAAUACGACUAGAAAUGCUGGCACAUGAUCAUAAGGAAUAUUGCAAUUAUGAACCUGAGUUAUUUGCUGGCUUGGUGUACAGGUAUAAACCUACAUCUAAGUUGAAAUCUGUCAUUUUGAUUUUCGUCUCAGGGAAAAUUAUCAUCACUGGUUGUAAAUCAGUUCAGAAACUCUACACAGUUUUUCAGGACAUUUACAACGUCCUCUAUCAGUACAGAAGUUGA